AUGCCUUUUCUGAUACUGUUAUUGAAUCUCAGACUAGUUCCUAUCUGCAAAAAUGGGCGCUUUACAGUAGUUUUGAAGUCUGUUGGAGCAGUUCUCAGAGAAUUCUCAGCACCUGCAAAUGCUUUGCAAGAUUAUAGGACAGAACAUGGGACUACUGGAACUCAAUACGGUAAAAGGAUUGACGACGUUCACAUGCUUUUCAGACACUGCACUAAACUCCACUCAGCCAAAUGCCUUCACGCGCGUCUCAUUGUAUCCCAAGCUAUCCAAAACGUCUUCAUCUCUGCUAAACUUGUUAACCUCUACUGUUAUCUUGGAAGCCUCGCGUUGGCUAGGCACGCCUUUGACAACACCCAGAACAGAGAUGUUUAUGCUUGGAACGCGAUGAUCUCUGGUUAUGUCCGUUUGGGAAGCUCUUCAGAAGCUAUAAGAUGUUUUAGUCUCUUCAUGAUGACUUCUGGACUACAACCUGAUUACCGCACUUUCCCUUCGGUUCUGAAAGCUUGUAGAAGUUUGCUUGAUGGGAUGAAGAUUCAUUGCUCCGCUUUGAAGUUUGGGUUUGUGUGGGAUGUCUUUGUUGCUGCGUCUUUGAUCCAUUUGUAUUGUCGGUAUGGCCCCGUGGCGAACGCACGUAUGCUCUUUGAUGAGAUGCCUGUUAGAGACAUGGGUUCUUGGAAUGCAAUGAUCUCAGGGUACUGUCAAAGCGGAAACGCUAAAGAGGCGUUAACUCUGUCUAGAGAGCUGAAAGUUAUGGAUGCUGUUACUAUUGUAAGUCUCCUUGCUGCUUGCACGGAGUCUGGAGAUUUUGUGAGAGGAGUUUUGAUUCAUUUAUACUCGAUUAAACACGGUCUGGACUCUGAGUUGUUUGUCUCCAACAAGCUGAUUGAUUUGUAUGCAGAGUCUGGUGACCUCAAGGGUUGCCAGAAGGUUUUUGACAUGAUGAGUGUGAGGGAUUUGAUUUCAUGGAACUCUAUAAUUAAAGCUUAUGAGCUGAAUGAGCAGCCACUUAGAGCCCUUAAGCUCUUUGAGGAGAUGAGGUUUCAACCAGAUUGCCUCACUUUGAUUAGUUUAGCUUCUAUACUUGCGCAGUUAGGAGACGUCCGGGCUGGUAGAUCCGUGCAGGGCUUCACGUUGAGGAAAGGAUGGCUUCUGGAAGAUAUAACCGUUGGGAAUACAGUUGUUGAUAUGUAUGCAAAGCUAGGCCUUGUGGAUUCAGCAAGAGCAGUGUUUGAUUGGCUCUUAAAUAAAGAUGUGGUUUCAUGGAAUACUAUUAUAUCUGGUUACGCUCAAAACGGUUUCGCUACUGAAGCUAUUGAGAUGUAUAACGAAAUGGAGAUAACACCUAACCAAGGGACUUGGGUGAGUGUUUUGCCAGCUUGUUCUCAGUCUGGAGCGUUGCGUCAAGGCAUGAAAAUACAUGGCCGUCUGUUGAAGACAGGUCUUUGUUCAGAUGUUUUCAUUGGAACAAGCCUUGCUGACAUGUAUGGAAAAUGUGGAAGAUUAGAGGAAGCACUAUCUUUGUUUUAUCAAAUCCCAAGAGUCAAUUCCGUGCCAUGGAACACGUUGAUAGCGUGCCACGGGCUUCACGGACAUGGGGAGAGAGCCAUGAUGCUGUUUAGAGAGAUGCUUGACGAAGGAGUGAAGCCUGAUCACAUCACGUUUGUAACUCUGUUAUCAGCUUGUAGCCAUUCUGGACUAGUAGAAGAGGGUCAACAAUGCUUUGAGAUGAUGCAAAAGGAUUACGCCAUAACACCGAGUUUGAAACAUUAUGGUUGUAUGGUAGACUUGUUUGGUAGAGCUGGUCAGUUAGAAACAGCUUUUAACUUCAUCAAAACCAUGCCAAUUCAGCCUGAUGCAUCUAUUUGGGGAGCUCUUCUCAGCGCUUGUAGAGUACAUGGAAACGUAGACUUGGGAAAGAUUGCUUCAGAGCGUUUGUUUGAAGUUGAACCUGAGCAUGUAGGGUAUCAUGUCUUACUCUCAAACAUGUACGCUAGUGCUGGAAAAUGGGAAGGAGUUGAUGAGAUACGUGGCAAGGGUUUGAGGAAGACACCAGGUUGGAGCUCAAUGGAAGUAAACAACAGAGUGGAAGUGUUCUACACUGGGAACCAAACACAUCCCAUGUGUGAGGAGAUUUACAAGGAGUUAACGUUGUUACAUGAGAAGAUGAAGAUGCUUGGGUAUGUACCGGACCAUAGGUUUGUGCUGCAGGAUGUUGAGGACGAUGAGAAAGAGCAUAUACUAAUGAGUCAUAGUGAAAGGUUGGCUAUUGCGUUUGCACUUAUUACCACUCCUCCAAAGACAAGGAUUCAGAUUUUUAAGAAUCUGAGAGUGUGUAGUGAUUGUCAUAGUGUUACUAAGUUUAUUUCGAGGAUUACUGAGAGGGAGAUUGUGGUUAGAGAUUCAAACCGGUUUCAUCAUUUCAAGGAUGGAGUCUGCUCUUGUGGUGAUUACUGGUGAUUAACCGGCAAUUCAGUUGAGUGUUUGUCACUAGUUAGAGCCUAAGUGUAGAUAUAUGAGAUUUAGGACUUUAAUACAUUGUUGUUGUAUGAGGCUUUUUAUUUAUUUUGGGCUGCUCUGUGGGAUCAGACAUUUUUCAAAUUGUUUGUCUUUUUUUUUUUUACAACUUUUUCAAAAUCAUGCGGUAUUGGUUCAAUGCAAAAUUUAAUGCUAUUUGUUAUUUUUG
Eruca vesicaria subsp. sativa (arugula) is the source of this 2683-nucleotide messenger RNA. NCBI's taxonomy places the organism in Eukaryota, Viridiplantae, Streptophyta, Magnoliopsida, Brassicales, Brassicaceae. The record is from the annotation of a GenBank genome assembly.